CACAAUUGCAAGCGUGCAGGGACAUGAGCAGCCGGGAUCAUCGCCGCCGCAGCCGAAGUUGGAGUCCUCGUCGGAGCCCCCGACGAAGCAGUUCCUAUCGACGUGACUCCAGAGAUGGCAAGUCCGACACGUCUCGCGAUUCCCGACAUCGAGAAACCCCUCGCCGCGAAUCGUCCCGUGAAUUCAGUGAUCAUCGUCGUUCAUCACGUCGAUCUAGUCCUACCAGUCGUCGGGACUUGUCCGUGCCAUCCACACCGUCAACUUUGUCGGCCGCGUCCACACCGUCCACAUGGGUUGAGAAGCCGUCACCAGCACCAUCUAGCACUCGAUCGGGGCUUGGGUUGAAUUCAAGCGAUUGGGAAGAACCCGAGCAGCUGCAUUCGACGUCGAAGCAAUCAGAUUGGGACGCGCCGACCCCGUCUCCAAUGCGAUCAUCGGCGUCGUCCACGCCCAGCCGCGACACUCCAUCGACGUCAGCGGCGAUGUCCAGUUUGGCAAGAGGUGGCGACUUGAUGGCGAAAGAAACCCGCCAUCAUUUGGGCCGCGGCGAUCUCGCAAAGAAAUCGUACGACGACGACGAAGAAGAAAGCUUCGAUCGGCAGUUUUACAUGGGCGACGAGCUCGCGCACGACUCGUUUGUCGGCAACGAGGCCAAGUUUCAGAAAAAAGAGGAAGAAAUGCUGCGCCAACGUCAGCGAGGGGAGCUCAAGUUGCGUGGCAAGUCUGCACGCGCGUCGGCGCUCAACCAAGACCAAGAAGCGUGGGAGAACAACCGACUCCUGACGAGUGGCGUGAUGGCGACGACCGAAGUCGACACGGAAUUCGACGACGAGCUGGACGCGCGCGUGCAAAUCAUGGUGCACAACACAAAGCCGCCAUUUCUGGACGGCCGCGUGUCGUUCACGACCCAGGUGGAGAUGGUUGCGACAGUGAAAGAUGCCACGUCCGACUUGGCCGUGUGCGCGCGCAAAGGCAGUGAGUUGCUACGCGAAGUGCGCGAUCAGCGCGAACGCUCGAAAAUGCGCAAGCGGUUUUGGGAACUCGGUGGGUCCCGCAUGGGCGACGUCAUGGGAAUUGCUGCCCCCGACACGAACGUCGACGAAGACGGGAAUGCGUUGCCCGCCGCUGCUGAUGCAGUCGACGACGACUUGAAUUACAAGAACGAGAGCCAAUUUUCGACCCACAUGAAGAAGAAAAUUCAAGCGGUGAGCGAGUUUGCCAAGUCCCACACGAUUGCAGAGCAACGGCGGUACCUCCCGAUCUUUCAGUGCCGCGACGAGCUCAUGCAAGUGAUCCGAGACAAUCAAAUUGUCGUAAUUGUUGGGGAAACGGGCAGCGGGAAAACGACCCAGUUAACCCAAUACAUGCACGAAGAUGGGUACUCCAAGUUUGGAACGAUCGGGUGCACCCAGCCGCGCCGCGUGGCAGCCAUGUCGGUGGCCCAGCGCGUCAGUGAGGAGAUGGGUGUGAAUCUUGGCGACGAGUGCGGGUAUGCAAUUCGAUUUGAAGACUUGACUUGCGACAAGACCAUCAUCAAGUACAUGACGGAGGGGGUGCUCCUGCGCGAGUCGCUGCGGGAAGCCGACUUGGACAGCUACAGCGCGGUCAUUAUGGACGAAGCGCACGAACGAGCGCUAAACACGGACGUAUUGUUUGGAAUCUUGCGAAAGGUGGUGCAGCGGCGGCGUGAUUUUAAACUGAUCGUGACGAGCGCGACUCUGGACGCGGAAAAAUUCGCCAACUUUUUUGGCGGUGUCCCGCUCUUCACCAUUCCCGGGCGUACGUUCAAAGUAGACACGAUGUAUGCGAAAUCGCCGGCGGAAGACUACGUCGACGCGGCCGUGAAGCAAGUGAUGACCAUCCAUUUGAGCCACCCAAAGGGUGACAUUCUUGUGUUCAUGACGGGCCAAGAAGACAUUGAAGCAACCUGCUACGUUUUGGCUGAACGCAUGGGUAAAGUCGACGGCGCGCCGCCGCUCAUGGUCCUUCCCAUGUACUCGCAGCUGCCCGCCGAUCUGCAGGCCAAAAUUUUCGACGCAAGCGACAUUCGCAAGUGCAUCGUAUCGACCAACAUUGCUGAAACCAGUCUAACUGUUGACGGGAUCCGGUAUGUGAUUGACGCAGGGUUCUGCAAAAUCAAGGUGUACAACCCCCGCAUUGGCAUGGACGCGCUUCAAAUUACGCCCGUGUCGCAGCAAAAUGCGAAUCAGCGUGCCGGACGCGCCGGGCGAACGGGGCCAGGCGUGUGCUACCGCUUGUACACGGAACGCCAAUUUUGCAACGAAAUGAUGGAUGCCCAAGUGCCGGAAAUCCAGCGCACCAACUUGGGAUACAUCGUUCUCUUGCUAAAGUCGCUCGGCGUGAAGAACCUGCUCGAGUUUGACUUUAUGGACCCGCCGCCCCAAGACAAUAUAACGAAUUCCAUGUACCAAUUGUGGGUGCUUGGCGCGCUCGACAACACGGGCGAGCUGACGGAAAUGGGCAAGCGCAUGAUCACGUUUCCACUGGACCCGCCACUUGCCAAGAUGCUGUUGUUUUCAGAAACGCUGGGUUGUACGGCAGAAGUCCUGAUCGUGGUGUCGAUGCUGAGUGUCCCGAGUGUAUUUUUCCGCCCCAAGGACCGCGAAGAAGAGUCGGACGCCGCACGGGAAAAGUUUUUCGUGCCCGAGAGCGACCAUUUGACCUUGCUCAACGUGUACAAGCAGUGGGAGGCCAACAAUUAUUCGCAAUCGUGGGCGAACGACCAUUACAUCCACUCCAAGGGCAUGCGCAAAGCGCGUGAAGUUCGCGAGCAACUCGUCGACAUCAUGAAGCAGCAAAAGAUGCCGCUCACCACUUGUGGGACGCACUGGGACGUCGUACGCAAAGCCAUUUGCUCGGCCUACUUUUACAACUCGGCGCAAAUCAAAGGCAUCGGCGAAUACGUCAACAUGCUGACCGGCAUGCCGUGCAACUUGCACCCGAGCUCGUCGUUGUUUGGUCUCGGGUACACGCCCGACUUUGUCGUGUACCACGAACUCAUUUACACGACCAAGGAAUACAUGCAGUGCGCGACCUCGGUGGAAGGCGAAUGGCUCGCCGAGCUCGGUCCGAUGUUUUUCAGUGUCAAAGAAAGCUACAAGUCGCGACUGCUCAAGCGCGCCAAGGAACGGCACGAACGUGCUGACAUGGAGCACGAGAUGGCGAUGCAGCACGAGAAGGACCAGUUUGCCCUCGAGCAAGAGGAGCGGCUUGCAAAAAAGGCGAAAACCGCGUCGAAACACGCCAUGGUCACCCCCGGCCGGAGCAACAAGCACGCGAAAACGCCGCUUCGCACGCCGCUGCGCUUUGGAUUUUAGACGCGACAAUGUCGCCGCUCCAUCGAUUUUGGAUUCAAAGCGUGCAGAUUUUCUAGCGCUGGGACGUGGUGUGUUGAAAUUUGGUCCAAGUUUUCAUUGUUGGAGCCCUUUUUGCUUUUGCGUCGGGAUGGUUCGGGGACUCGGUCGCUGCUCUUCUUGUGCCGGGACUGUCCUCGUCCCAGU
Molecule: messenger RNA, 3521 nt
Organism: Aphanomyces invadans
Lineage: Eukaryota; Oomycota; Saprolegniomycetes; Saprolegniales; Verrucalvaceae
Exons: 17
Coding region: 24-3338 (1104 amino acids)
Biological process (GO): mRNA splicing, via spliceosome
Cellular component (GO): intracellular anatomical structure; spliceosomal complex
Molecular function (GO): RNA binding; ATP binding
Source: RefSeq, a predicted model, not a curated record